AUGGCGUCGGCGAUCAGCGACAAGUUUCGUGCCUUCCUGAGCAGCAGUGCGGCACCCAAGCUGGCGACACAGCGCCUGGGCCUGCUGCUGGCCGCCGUGGCGUCGCUGUCCGGGCCGCGGGCGGCGCAGGACUUUGCUGGGCAGUGCGUGGGCAUGGUCGGGGCGGCCGGCAGCGGCGACCCCGCGCAGCUGCAAGUGGCGGAGUGCGGGCUGUCAAUGAUGUCAGCGCUGGCGGAAGAGGUGGCAAACAUGGACGGCCAGCGGCGCAAGGACCUGAUCGCAGCCACCGAGCCGCAGUGGCCGCAGGUCGUGGCUGCGGCGCAGCUGCUUGCGGCGCGGGGCGCGGCGGCGGGCGGUUACGGCCUGCUCCAAGGGGCCCUUCAGUGCCUCUCCGCGUGGCUGCGGCUCAGCGCGGACGGCAUAAGCCCCUGCAGGGCCUCGCCCGGCCAGCUCUUCGCAGCCCACCCCGAUCUGCUGGCCGCGCUCGCGCCGCUGCUCGCCCCCAGCGAGUCGCAGCUCGCCGCCGGCGCCGGCGGCGCGCAGCAGCUCGCGACAGAGGUGCUGACAGAGCUCCUCGGCCCGGGCGCCUUUGGCGACGACGCGCAGCAGGAGGCAGCAGCUGUGUGCCAGGCGUGCGUCGAGUACUUCCUGAUGGUCAACACGGUCCCCGUGGCGCAGCGCCACCCCCAGAUGGGCGCACCGCUGUACGGCUCGCUGGCGCAGCCGCUGCUCGUGCACUGCUGCUACCCGGCCGGCUUUGAGGGCUGGGAGGAGUGCGUGGAGGAGGACGAGGAGGCGUUCGUGCGGUGA
Messenger RNA from Monoraphidium neglectum, 810 nucleotides. RefSeq lists its product as hypothetical. NCBI's taxonomy places the organism in Eukaryota, Viridiplantae, Chlorophyta, Chlorophyceae, Sphaeropleales, Selenastraceae. The transcript has 6 exons. Bases 1 to 810 code for a protein of 269 amino acids. The record is from RefSeq and is a predicted model, not a curated record.